This is a messenger RNA of Cuscuta campestris, 1237 nucleotides long. NCBI's taxonomy places the organism in Eukaryota, Viridiplantae, Streptophyta, Magnoliopsida, Solanales, Convolvulaceae. The record is from the annotation of a GenBank genome assembly.
CGAUCUGUGUAGAAUAAGAGAGAGAUUAAAAAAAAAAAAAAGUAGUAGAGUGAUGGAAGUAGUAAUCGGUGUUGCCGCCAAGAUGGCAGAAAUUACGGUGGUUCCCCUAUUCACCCCCAUCCUGCGCCCUCUCCGACCUUAUUGGGGAUACCAUGACAACUUCCAAGCACUGCUGCAGAAAGCGGCUCAUCUGAACGAGAGAAGCGCAGAGAUUCAGGCCUCGAUUCGGAGCGGGGCAAACGUUCCCCAGGAGUUCAAAGAUUGGCAGGAGAGAGUGACCCUCAUCUCCAACGCCACCGUCCCCGACCUGGGCAGAGAGCGACGACACAACAGCAGCACGGGAUGCGGUUGCUGCUGCAAUUUCAUGAUCAGUGCCAAGCACAUGAGAAGCGUCGCAAAGGCUCUCGGGGAAGCGGAGCGAAUGGGGGAAGAGGAGGCCGGGUCGGGGCAUUAUUGGAAGUGGUUGAUUCGGCGCGAGAACGCCAGGAGAAUCGGAGAGGAACUGAAGGAGAGAGUCGCGGGCGUGCAGCGGGAGAUUGGAGCCAGGGAAGUGGCGUUGAAACCGGUUCAGGAUUGGAUCGAGGAAGCCAACGCAUAUCUUGUUGAUGAUGAUGUGUCAUCGCCUUCGACGCUCGACCACAAAGCGAGUGUCGGGGACGCGCUCCUUCAAAGGGCGGACGCGUUCGUGGAAUUCUCGAGGGAGUCGGACGAGAGGAGGUACGAGAAGACGUACAGGGAACUGGGGGAUCUGGUGAAGGAGCUGGAGGUGAAGGGGAGGAGCGUGGGGUGUCGGAUUGAACCAGGGCACGAGGCGCUGCCUGACGUUAAGGAUUGGCAGGAGAGAGUGGAGAAGAUGAACGCAGAUGCGGUGGCAAUGCUUCGUGCCGGCGGCGGCGGCGGUACUGAAUAUUAUUGUCCCCAGCAACACGCCAAACUUGACCAGCUUUCCAUGGAGGUUCGUCGGCUUUUGGAGCAAGAGGACAAGUUUAAACAAGUCUCCCGUCGUUGCCCUCCACAGUGACCAUUAAUUUUGUGUAAAACUUUGAUCAUGUAAGUGUUAUAAAAAUAUUCAUUUUAUCAUUUUAAUUAUUUAAAUCUACAUAAUUAUUGUAAGAAGACUUUUAUACUCCCUCCGUCCCAAAUUAAAAUGUUUGUUCACUAUUUAAAAAGUCAAACUUCAUUUACUUUCUUUCUUUAUUUUCGUUAGCAAUUUGAUAAAUAAAGUACUAUUGUCACU